Molecule: messenger RNA, 4139 nt
Organism: Argiope bruennichi
Lineage: Eukaryota; Metazoa; Arthropoda; Arachnida; Araneae; Araneidae
Gene: emei
Product: transmembrane protein 161B-like
Exons: 11
Coding region: 87-1544 (485 amino acids)
Source: RefSeq, a predicted model, not a curated record
CCUAAAUAUUUUGAAAUUGCUAAUUUAAGAUUCUGCAUUGUUUUGCUCAUUUUUAAAGAAAGAAUAAAUUUAGGCGUUAAAAAAAAAUGGCUAUAUUUGGUGUUCAGUUAGUUGUGACUAUGGUCAUGGCUAGUGUAUUACAGAAGAUUUCAGCGCAUUUUUCUGUAGCUAGGUGGCUGUUAUCGUACAGGCUUACUCGAUACCUUCAUCCUACUGAUGAAGAAUUGCUUUCAGUUGCUGGCUUGCAGCGAAAUCCAGAAAAACCCAAAGGGAAAAAGGGUAAAAAUAGGAAAGAAGAUGCUGGAGAUUCAGAAUUUAUGGUUCCUAAAAACAUAGAUCUUCAAUUAGAUGUUGCUCCAGUGCAACCAAAUGACAUGAUCCAGCUCCAUUAUUAUUCAGAAUACCAGUGGUUGUUGGAUUUUUCUUUAUGUGCAUUGAUCGUUUAUGUUGUAACAGAAGUCUAUUAUUUCCUUAUACCAGCUAAAGAAGAAGUUAAUCUCAGCAUUCUCUGGUGUGUGCUAGUUGUUGGCUUUGCAGCAAAAAUUUUGCUGUCACUGACUGCUCUGUAUUUCCGAGGUGAAGAGGCUGUUGGGGAGCGAUCUUUAUGUUUAACUGCUGGUUUUCUAUUUUUCUUUAUUGCUAUGGUUGUCCUCAUUGCGGAUGAAGAAUUUUUAGAAUUUGGAUUGGAACCAGCAUAUUCUAGUUUCAAUGCAAGUGCUCAUUCAUUUUUAAUGGAUCAAGGCUUAGACUCCAGUGGACCUGCAUCUAAAUUGAUGUUUAAACUUUGUUUGGCUCUAUGGUGUGGUUUUGUUGGAUCCUUUUUUACGUUUCCAGGCUUGCGAUUAGCCAGAAUGCACAAGGAUGCUUUAAAAUACUGUGCUGAAAGACCAUUUUUGAAAACUCUUCUUCAUAUCAGCUUCAUCUCACCUGUAUUUGUUCUGCUAAUGUGGGUGAAACCUAUUAGCAGACAUUACUUCACAGAAAUGACAUGGCCAGGCAUACCUAAUACUUUGAUGACACCUGAUUCAUUUGAUACAACACGUUUAGUUUUAAUUAUUGUCGUGUUGGCAAUAAGAUUUUUCCUUAUGCCUCAUUAUUUGCAGUCUUAUUUAAAUCUGGCACCUGAAAAAGUAAGGAAUUUAAAGAAAGAAGCUGGUCGCAUCAGUAAUAUAGAACUUCAAAAAAUGGUAGCAAGAGUUUUCUAUUAUUUGUGUGUUGUAACUCUGCAAUAUUUGACACCUCUAAUGUUGUGUUUAUUUUCAACUCUUAUGUUGAAAACUUUAGGUGAUUAUAAAUGGAGCAGCUAUGUUCUUACACCUCAGUCAACAGAGAUUGUGAACACCACUGUGAAAGCAUCACCUUUGCCCAUCAGUAGUGAUAUUUUGGAAUCUAGUCAACAAUUUUCAUUAACAUUAAUAAGCUUGAAGAAGGUAUUCACACCAGUACUGUAUCGUGGUAUCUUGGGAUUCAUGACAUGGUGGCUAUGUGCUGUAUGGUUUAGUACAAGUGCUAUAGGACUAAUAUACUAUUCUUAUUAUGUUUAAAAAAUUGCAGCUUAAAUUUUGUAAACAAAUUGAAAAAUCUCACUUAUUUUUAGUUUUGUAAGAAAAACUACAAUCAAAUUGUGGAAUUUGUUUAUAUAGUUGUUUUUUUCAUACUACUGUUUCUUAAAGGUGAUCCCAUAAAACAGGAAAAUGUUUUAUUUCUUUCAUAUGAAUGAUGUGUGAUUGUUUCUAUAUUAAGGAGAAGUGUUACUGUUUUCAUUUCUCAGAAGAUUUGCAUUUGGAUUUUUUAUUUUUUAUUUUAGUAUGUGACUCAGAGAUAAAAAAAAUUGUUGGAAUUGUUAUUUUGUUAUAUAUGUGUUAUUAGUUCAAAUUGAAUAAUGGUAUAAUAAGGAUUGGCCUGCUGCUUUGUCCAUCAUCUAUCUGUUAUAAAUAAUUGGCAAAAACUCAUUCCUCCAUCCUCAAAAACUAUUAAUUAUUCCAAUUUCUUUUUCAUAUGUAAGUCAUCAGUUGUAGUAUGAAAGCCAUAAAUUUCAUAUCAAAUCAGUGGUGCCUUUCUCAGAACUACUGUCCAUUUCUGAGAAAUAUUUGAAAAGUAUUACUUCAUUUGAAUUAACCCUUAGUGAACCCUUAAAAGAGUUCUCUAGUUAUAACAACUAAAUAUAAUAUUUAACAUGUUAAUUUUUAUAAUUUUUAUUUUGCAUGAAAGCCCAUGAUUCCUAGAUUAUCAUCAUGAGUUACCUGCAACUUGUGUUUCAAUUUUCAAGAGAUACUACAAAAUAAAUCUUAGAAAAUUUCCUAAUAGAGAAUGUAUAAUGGAGCAUUUUUUUUAAAUUAUUAUUUUUUUUUAUUUCUCUUUAAAAUGUUGGUGAUAGAAAACAGAUGGUUCUUGUGUCUUGUCUAUUGUGCGCCUUUGUACGAAAUAAAACUUUUUGGAAUCGGUGUGAUGCUUUGAGCUAAUGAACUCAGUCACAAGAUUUCCCCAUAGACUGUGACUGUGGUGGGAUUUUUUUUUUUUUUUUUUCAAUUUUUUUCCCCCUUAAAGUAGUGGAAGGCAAACAAACAUCUUUAAUGACUUAUCUAGAAGUCGUAAGUCAUAUGAAACAAAAAUUGGUAAGUUAAAAACAAACAUUUGAUGGCUGGAUGACUAGUUCAUUGGUUUUCCUUAUUACAUUAUAUAUGACUCUAGUUCAUUUAGAAUGGUUAAAAUAUGUAAGCAAUGCCUUUGUUCAAAAAAUUUGUAUGAUAAAUUUAAAAAAUGUGAGAUAGUAGCUUUAUUGAAAAAUUAAAAAGAAUUGAUAAUUAUGGUAGCUAGAUAUUAACAGAUGGUAUCUGCUUAUUAUUUUAAAAGUUAAAUUGAAUUAUCAUUGCCAUAUUGUUUGGUGUUUCUCAACUGAUGUCAGUAUACUUUUGACUGUAGCAUAUAAUAAAUGAUGUUGUGCUGUAAUCAAAAUAUAUUGACAUCAUUUUUCAUGUUGCUAACAUUAUUACCCGUUUUUUAUUGUUCUAAGUAAUUAUACAUGUACAGGAAAAUGCAUGAAAUCAUUAUAUGAAUAAUUGUAUUAAACCAAUAAUAUGCUGAUUAUAUUAAAUCUUAAUUAAUAUAUUUAGUAAUAGAAAGUGGAAAUUUUUUUUCACUAAGAUCUGUACACAUUUUUUGAUAAAAGUACAUUGCUGUGAAAUGCAUUUGUUCAGUGAGUUUUUAUUAAGGUAUUGUUAUAACAUUACCUUAAUACAUUAUAUUGUUUGUAUUGUUAAAAACAGAAGGGUUUUUGAAAAAGAAAACAUGUAAUAAUGAUUGAUAACUUUAGGGAUGGGGUUAAAUGCUGGCUAAUAUAUAGUACGAUACCUUUGUGCAAUAACUUUGGAUGAAUGUUUUAAUCCAGUUUACACAGAAAUUUGAUUGAAAAAUUUAACCAAAACAUUAUUACUUACAAAAGGAUAUAUAUAUAUAUAUAAAUGCACUGUACUAUAAGUAAUGUAUUAUAUUGUACAAAAAAUCAAAAUUAGAUUUAUUGUACUAUGCCUAUAAAGUAAGUGCUUAAAUCACACCACUGUAGUCAUAGGCAAAUAAUGCUGUGUUUCAUUUUUUUAAAAAAUAUUUUUGUUUCAAGAUUAACCAAGCAUGUAAUUCAUGUUCUUGAUUUAUUUGAAGAUAAUCAAAACUUUAGUGAAAUUUGUUAUAAGAUAUCAAGAUUUUGAUGUUUUCUGUUGUUUUAUAGUUUACUGUAAACUUUUUAGCUUAAUAAUCAAAAUGAACUCUUGAUUUCAUCCAUCAUUUCCUUUUUCUUACAACUGCAAACCAUAUUUUCAUCAAUGUAUUUUUUUUUUUUUAAAGAUCGAAUUUUAUUUUUCAACUCAAAUCAUAUUAUUUCAACAUAUUCAAGGAAUAUCCUUGAGUGAGAUCUGACUGUUUAGAAUUAAAAUGAUUCUUUUAAAUUUUUGAAAGUACCCAAAUGAUUUUCAAAAAAAAUAAAAGCUCUGCUAUGUAAAACUAUCAUUUUCUUUCACUCUUAGCUAAGAUACUCAUAAUUUAACAAAAUGUGAGAGUAUUUUAAAGUCCAAUCAACAUGUGUAUCUUAAAUUGAAAAAUGGAUGCUUUGACCUUUGAGAUAUUUUCUAAUUUAAUUUGUCAAA